Xenia sp. Carnegie-2017 is the source of this 1524-nucleotide messenger RNA. RefSeq lists its product as uncharacterized. NCBI's taxonomy places the organism in Eukaryota, Metazoa, Cnidaria, Anthozoa, Malacalcyonacea, Xeniidae. Gene Ontology annotation, cellular component: membrane. The transcript has a single exon. Gene Ontology annotation, molecular function: G protein-coupled receptor activity. Bases 376 to 1395 code for a protein of 339 amino acids. Gene Ontology annotation, biological process: G protein-coupled receptor signaling pathway. The record is from RefSeq and is a predicted model, not a curated record.
GUAUACCACACUUUAUAAAGCUUUGUUUGUUAAGCGUGGAUAAUUUGAAUAUACGUCUGCAGUUACUACAGAUAUCUAUGACAACGCUUCUUCGCACAUAUCGUUGAUCAAUUUUGCCUGAAAUUUUGUAUUUUUUAUUAUUUACCAGCCUAUCAAUACACCUUUGCAAUAAGUUUGUAAAAAAGAAUGACGUCGAUUUUUAUGAUCGAACAGUAACUUUGAUGACGACCAACGCGGAAGCUCGACCUUCGAAAAAUUCAGCCGAUUAAGUAAACAGACGCGUAAUAAUUAGACGCUGCACGCGCUUUUAGGUAGAUGUUGAUUUUUUGUUACAGGAAUCUUUAACAGCUUGAACUAUUCCACAGAAUAAAAGAAAUGUUGAAUGUCACUGACACCGCAGAGGUCGAAAGCUGCUAUCGAUCUUACAUUGUUAUCAAACCGAACGUUUCAUAUAUAAUCAACAGUAUUAUUGGUAUCAUAGUAAAUAUUUUCCUUUGCAUAGUCGGUACAUUUCUCAACACACUCGUCGUUUAUGUCUUCUGGAAGACACCAAAGCUUCGAAACAAAGUAUCUUACUUUAUGAUCAUGAUUUUGUCGUCCAUUGAUAUCUUGGUCACUACAAUCCUUCAUCCGUUGCACAUACUAAUGUCUAUGGCAGAGAUAGUUCAAAAAGCUAACUGUGAUUUCAAAAUGAUCUACCACAUUACAGCCGUUGUCCUCUCUGGGAUGUCUUUUUUUACAUUCUUCCUUAUGAACGUCGAACGCUAUCUUUCUAUCGUUCACCCCUUGUUUCACAUGAAAUACGUGACCAAGACACGGUGUUUCGGGGCUUGUAUGAUGCUUUGCCCCCUAACAAUUUUUUGUGGUCCAAUUGCUUAUCCUCUACGCCUCAACGUGCAGCUCGUUAUCACCGUGAUAGCCGUGAUUAUAAUGGUUGGAACCUGCCACAUUUACUUCUCUAUAUUCUGCAUAGCAAAGAAGAAGAAACAAUGUUUCCAUCACAGAACGACCAACUCUAACAAGAAAUACAAUGUAUUUAUAAUCGAUCUCACAAAGACCGAAUCUCAGAUCGGGCAGGUGCCACAUCAAGCGAAAUCAAAUUACCAGGAAGACAAAAAGCCGAAUAAAACUGUUUCGUUUCUUCACGAUUUGCAACUCGCCAAGACUUAUUUGUUGGUGGUGUUCUCCAGUUUUUUUCUCAAUCUGCCGAAUGCAAUUGUCCUUGCAGCAUUUCAUGCUCCUGUAGAAAAAUUAAGCACUUUGGUACAAUUCAAAAUUUGGACUGUGACGUUCGUGUUGAUGAAUUCCACCAUAAAUUCUCUGAUCUUUUUUUGGGCAAAUAAGCGACUUAGUGUGGAAGGAAAGAAAAUUUGUAAGCAAAUUUUUAAAAGAUAGAAAGUGUGACAGUCUUAAAUUCCGAAAAUUAAUCAGCCAACAUGGCCGUUUUUAUGCGAAUUUUUUGUGUAACAUAUAUCUUAAUAAUUACUGCAUUCGUUGAAAUAAAGUUUUAAUUUGUAAGUAUAA